This is a messenger RNA of Drosophila subpulchrella, 1326 nucleotides long. RefSeq lists its product as uncharacterized. Lineage: Eukaryota; Metazoa; Arthropoda; Insecta; Diptera; Drosophilidae. The record is from RefSeq and is a predicted model, not a curated record. Bases 92 to 598 code for a protein of 168 amino acids. Gene Ontology annotation, biological process: negative regulation of smoothened signaling pathway. The transcript is spliced from 2 exons. Gene Ontology annotation, cellular component: ciliary membrane; Golgi apparatus.
GGUUAUCAAUCGCUGGUCCAUCGCUAACGAGUAUAAAAACAAUUGACUUUCAAGAAAUUGAAUUUUGAAUUUCCCUUUGCUGUUAAUUACAAUGGAUAAACUAACUACAAUUAGUGCCACGCUCUUUAUGGCGGCCGAUGUGUUUGCGAUUGUCAGCCUGGCGCUGCCGGAUUGGAUCAUCACAGAGUCGGGGACGGGUGACAUCCGACUGGGCCUGAUGUGGACCUGCAUGACGCUGUACAAUAGACCCCAGGUGUGCUACACCCCCGACCUGCAGCCGGAAUGGCUUAUCGCCCUCAUCUGCAUCUUCGUGGGCUGCAUCUGCGUGACCACCACCGUGAUCCUGCUGGCCUCGUCCUCCUGCAACCGGAAUGUGAUCCCCUAUGCCCGCUGGGUGGGAUUCACGGCCAUGGUGCUCUUCUGCAUGGCGGCCGUCGUCUUCCCGCUGGGAUUCCACGUCGAGGAGAUCGGCGGCCAGGCCUACCAGCUGCCCAACACCUUCAAGAUCGGCAUAUCCUACAUCAUGUUCGUCCUGGCCCUCUGGAUCACCGUGGUGUCCGAGCUCUUUGCCGGCAAGGUCUGCCUGCCGCACUUCUAGAGACGCGAGGACGGCAUCACCGGUUUUCUGAUUUCAUUUGCAGUUUGCUCUGUGAUUUGUUAUACAUUUUGUUUUUCCCUGAUUUUUCUCGCUCUAAAUUGGUAGGGUGUCUUCCCGUCCCUCUCUAUAUGUAUGUUGUUUUAAGUAUUUUAACAUCUAGUGUUGUCUUGUGUCCGAGCUGGAAACUCGAACAAUACCUGUCUUAAACGAAUCUCCCAAGCUUUUGGACAACUUUAUCAUCUAAACUAAAAGUACCUUUUGUAUAUUUUUGUAUUUUAUAAACUUUGGUGCAGUAUUCCAGCUGAAAAAUCGAGAACCUGCGUCUGGAUAAAUCUCACAAAUUAAGCGUAGUUUUAGGACCAAUUUAGUUAGUACGUUUUUGUUAUAUGAAUAUACUUAUGGUAUUCCAACAUAAAACAUGUAUUUUUGUGUGCUUAUUUAGGCUCAAGGUAAAGGUUCUCCCUUUCGAGCUAGAAGACCGCGAAAUAAGUUUACUUUUAAAUUGUUGUGCUGAUUCACUUAAUUUAUAUAUAAUCAUAAGAUCAUUAGUAGUUGGUUUUUUGUAAACGAAUUUAUGUACAUAUUGUCCAAAGUGUAAACGUAAAAAAUAUCCUUCAAAAUUAUGCUGACAUAUUAAUACAAUAUAAAUUGUAUUUGUAUUUAAAAUUAAAACAAUUGUAUUUUACCACUUUAUUUAUUUAUCAAUGUGUAUUAAAAUGUGGAAUUCA